CGGAGUAUAUAAGAGGAACGUAAAAUUCGACAGCCGUAUCGAAUACUGUAACGAGAAGAAUAAAGGCAUUGUUUGGUUGAUAUUUAACGAAAGUGAAAAUGAGAGCCGUAUUCGUCAUUUUCACCGUUCUGGCUGUCAUCGCCGCAACCGUACACGCUGACCUGAUUGUUGCAUGUAGAGGUACUACAGACCCUGACUAUGUGGAGUACGUUCCUCAUCCAUGCAGUUGUGACACCUACUACAUCUGCAAUGGAACGGAACCAGUCCCCAUGCCCUGCCCCAAUGGUCUAUUCUGGAACAACUUGAAGAGUAUCUGCGACUUGCCCGGCUUUGCUAACUGUAUCGUCCAUCCUAAAUGCUAGGAACAGACGUUCAUUUAUCUCAUUCAUAGCGACAAAGUAUCAACUCUAAACAGUUCAUCUAUAUGUACUUUCACCGAAUAAAUCCUGUGAUAAUUUACUGGAACGCGGUACAUAUAAUGUGAAGCUGUACGAUUCUGUAUCAAUCAAUUCUUAUUCGAAUAAUAAAUUACGUUUUAUUCGAAUAAA
Molecule: messenger RNA, 548 nt
Organism: Megalopta genalis
Lineage: Eukaryota; Metazoa; Arthropoda; Insecta; Hymenoptera; Halictidae
Product: putative chitinase 10
Cellular component (GO): extracellular region
Molecular function (GO): chitin binding
Source: RefSeq, a predicted model, not a curated record